AUGAAGAACCAUGAUUCAAGUAGCCCAAACGGGCAGACGUCUUUGAUUACACUGCCCCUGGAAAUCCGACAGAGGAUUCUCUUCUACACACUCUCUGUAUCUGACCACCGCCUCAUCCAUUCUGGCUCGCGCGCCCCCUGGGUAGAGCUGUACCGCGGCAAGCCAUCUCCGAGCCCAGCGAUCCUGUCCGUCUGCCAUCAACUCUACGCAGAAUGCCAGCAAGUUCUGUGCCGGAGCUCUAAACUGGUCGUGUACCUGCAACCGGAGACGGUGCCGCGACUGGCUCACCUCGGCAUCCGGAAAUUCGUGCGGUACCUCGACAUUGCAAUCCCUUUACUUGAGCAAGACAGCCGGAUCUCAGUCCGCCGCAAGGCCACGACACUGCUCGCGCGCCCACCAGAGAAGCUCAUCCCAAAGCUCGCAGCGACGUUCCCCAAUGUCGACACAAUCACCCUGACACUGUGCCCGAUGCUCUCACGCUCGCUGGCGGUCGUGCCGUACAUGACGGGAUGGCGCAACUACGAGCUGCGCGCGCUGCUGUCGCAGUCGUGGCUGGUCCAGAAGGCGAGCAAAGUGCGGCUGCAGCUCGACAGCACCAUGACGCGCGAGGUGCUCGAGAUGGUGCAGGCCGCGGGCGCUGGCGUCGACGACCGCGCCCGGCACCUGGCCGUCCUGCAGCGGCGACUCGCGCAGAUCAACGAGCUGCCCGCCAUGCGUGAGCUCGACAUCUACUUCACCACCCUGCUCUCCCGCCCCAGCCACAACCGCCCCAUCAUCUGGACCAUCCAGCAGCAGCAGCAGGCCGAGGCCGUCGGCCAGACCCCGCCCACGCCACCGAUGACGGCCAGCCGCGCGAUGUUGAUGCGCCAUCUGAGGACUGAGAGGCAGCAGAUGGAAGGCGUGGUGGAGUUGCUGAAGGAGCUGCUCCCGCAAGUCCGGACUUUGAACUUGUUCCGCAUGCUCUACUGGCGCGGCACCGUCAUGUAUGAGGUCGUGGAUUUGGAGAGUUCAGUUGAGCUUGAGGUCGAGAGGUUAUUGAGCCGGAGGACUAUCGGUUCCAUGCCGGCGACGACCGAGCAGCGUACCGUUGGCAUCAGAGGCGCUGAGUGA
Exophiala aquamarina CBS 119918 is the source of this 1110-nucleotide messenger RNA. RefSeq lists its product as uncharacterized. The record is from RefSeq and is a predicted model, not a curated record. The transcript has a single exon. NCBI's taxonomy places the organism in Eukaryota, Fungi, Ascomycota, Eurotiomycetes, Chaetothyriales, Herpotrichiellaceae. Bases 1 to 1110 code for a protein of 369 amino acids.